This is a messenger RNA of Paraglomus occultum, 292 nucleotides long. Lineage: Eukaryota; Fungi; Glomeromycota; Glomeromycetes; Paraglomerales; Paraglomeraceae. The record is from the annotation of a GenBank genome assembly.
AUGCCAAUAACAACUGAGGCAACUAUGGUCAAAAUUUUCACCCAUAUUUCCACUCUUGUCUUAGUGUUAGAAGAAGUAGAAGAGGAAGUGGAAGAAGUGGGAGAAGUGGAAGUGGAAGUGGAAGAAGGUGGAGUAGGCGUAGUAGUAGAAUAUGUUGGUAAGCCGUCCGUUGAGCAGCAUGGUGGCGAUGCUUGGCAUUCACUGUUAGGACAUGCGGAUGCUGGACAGGUAACGUUAGAGCAGGGGGGUUGUGGUGGGGGUUGUGAACAAUAUGGAUCAUUACAGUACGCUG